ACAAGAUGGCGGCUCCCAGGGAGGAGGCAUGAGCGCCCUGCCGUUACCGCUCCUCCUGCCGUACAGUUGCCACUUCGGGGCCUAACUCUACCUCUUUGGAGCGGCUCCUGUGGGAAGGAGUCAUAAGGAGGGAAGCGAGGAUCGGACGCUGCCUUGCGUUUGGUUUGCAGUGGAAGAACUGACCCAGGAGGAAGAGAAUAGGGGGGAAGGGGGAGCUUGUCUCAAGAUGGCGGCUCCCAGGGCGGCAGGCUCAGCCUGAGCCGCAGAGGCGGACUAAGGGGAGAGCUUCGAGACCUCACGAGCCGUACGGCGUGGGCCUCCGAGCAGCCGUCGAGAAUUCGGGCUCGGUCCACUGGCCUCUGGCGCGACUCUAUUCCUUAAGAGUGUCGAGGCUGUUUCGGGAGCGGCCGCUGCACUAAGCGCUGGGCGGGGAAGCGGGACGGUCUCAAGAUGGCGGCUCCCACAAUUGUGGUCUGAGCGCCGGCGGGGCUGGGACGACCGCGGCGCUUGUGGCUGCUUUCCACCCGCCCCGGAAGCCGGCCAGUGCAGGGGACUUGGGGGGUGUGGGAACCGGGCCGGGGCUCCGCCAUUUCCGGCGGGGGAGGGCUACGACUGAGGAAGGGAGGAGAGAGAGGCGGCUCAAGAUGGCGGCUCCCAGGGCCUCCCGCUCGAGCUUGUAAGUGGGAGCUCCCAGGCAAGGAGUCAGGGCGGCGGGACUCGGCGGCCUCCAGCUUCUCGGGCCCAGGCGCUCGGCAGUUUCAGGAGGCUCUUGAGGAGACGGGGUGAGCAAGAAGAAGGGGAAGAGCAGAAGGGAAGGAGAACAGUUAAGAUGGCGGCCUCCAUGGAGCCGUCCACCGCUGUGUGAGGAACCGCUUCUCCGUGAGAGCCGUCUUAGACUAAAGGGGGUGUGUGUGAGUGGAAUUGGGGGGCUCCCUUCUCGCUUGGUGACUUUUUUCCACCGCGCCCUUUCCCGGAACUAUGGCUUCGGCCGUGUCACCCGCCAACUCGCCAGCGGUGCUCCUGCAGCCUCGCUGGAAGCGAGUGGUGGGCUGGUCGGGUCCAGUACCCCGGCCCCGCCACGGCCACCGCGCCGUGGCCAUCAAGGAGCUCAUCGUGGUGUUUGGCGGCGGCAACGAGGGGAUCGUGGACGAACUGCACGUGUACAACACGGCGACCAACCAGUGGUUCAUCCCCGCCGUGAGGGGGGACAUCCCUCCAGGCUGCGCGGCCUAUGGCUUCGUGUGCGACGGGACGCGCCUGCUGGUGUUCGGAGGCAUGGUGGAGUACGGGAAAUACAGCAACGAUCUCUACGAGCUGCAGGCGAGCCGAUGGGAGUGGAAGAGACUGAAGGCAAAGACGCCCAAAAACGGGCCCCCUCCGUGUCCUCGGCUCGGGCACAGCUUCUCCCUCGUGGGCAACAAAUGUUACCUGUUCGGAGGUCUGGCCAACGACAGCGAGGACCCCAAGAACAACAUUCCCAGGUACCUGAAUGACUUAUACAUCCUGGAACUGCGGCCGGGCUCUGGAGUGGUAGCCUGGGACAUUCCCAUCACUUACGGCGUCCUGCCCCCGCCGCGGGAGUCGCAUACAGCCGUGGUCUACACCGAGAAAGACAACAAGAAGUCCAAGCUGGUGAUCUAUGGAGGGAUGAGUGGCUGCAGGCUAGGCGACCUCUGGACCCUGGAUAUUGAGACUCUGACGUGGAACAAGCCCAGUCUCAGUGGGGUGGCACCUCUUCCUCGGAGCCUCCACUCGGCCACGACGAUAGGAAACAAAAUGUACGUGUUUGGUGGCUGGGUGCCUCUCGUCAUGGAUGACGUCAAAGUGGCCACACACGAGAAGGAGUGGAAGUGUACCAACACACUGGCUUGUCUCAACCUGGACACCAUGGCCUGGGAGACCAUCCUGAUGGACACGCUGGAGGACAACGUUCCCCGGGCCCGAGCCGGCCACUGCGCCGUCGCCAUCAACAGCCGCCUGUACAUUUGGAGUGGGCGUGACGGCUACCGAAAGGCCUGGAACAACCAGGUCUGCUGCAAGGACCUCUGGUACCUGGAGACAGAAAAGCCACCGCCCCCGGCCCGGGUACAGCUGGUGCGAGCCAACACCAACUCGCUGGAGGUGAGCUGGGGGGCAGUGGCCACAGCCGACAGUUACCUUCUGCAGCUCCAGAAAUAUGACAUUCCUGCCACGGCUGCUACUGCCACCUCCCCCACACCCAAUCCAGUCCCGUCUGUGCCUGCCAACCCUCCCAAGAGCCCUGCCCCCGCAGCAGCCGCACCUGCCGUGCAGCCGCUGACCCAAGUAGGCAUCACGCUCCUGCCCCAGGCUGCCGCCGCGCCCCCGACCACCACCACCAUCCAGGUCUUGCCGACGGUGCCCGGCAGCUCGAUUUCCGUGCCCGCUGCAGCCAGGACUCAAGGUGUCCCUGCUGUGCUCAAAGUGACUGGUCCUCAGGCUACAACGGGAACCCCGUUGGUUACCAUGCGACCUGCCAGCCAGGCUGGGAAAGCCCCCGUCACUGUGACCUCCCUCCCUGCAGGCGUGCGAAUGGUUGUGCCUACGCAGAGCGCCCAGGGCACGGUCAUCGGCAGCAGCCCGCAGAUGAGUGGCAUGGCCGCCUUGGCAGCAGCGGCCGCCGCCACCCAGAAGAUCCCUCCGUCCUCGGCGCCCACGGUGCUGAGUGUCCCAGCUGGCACCACCAUCGUCAAAACCGUGGCCGUGACGCCUGGCACCACCACGCUCCCAGCCACCGUGAAGGUGGCUUCCUCGCCUGUCAUGGUGAGCAACCCAGCCACUCGCAUGCUGAAGACCGCGGCUGCCCAGGUGGGGACGUCCGUCUCCUCUGCGGCCAACACAUCCACCCGUCCCAUCAUCACCGUGCACAAGUCGGGGACUGUGACAGUGGCCCAGCAAGCCCAGGUGGUGACCACGGUGGUGGGUGGGGUCACCAAGACCAUCACCCUGGUGAAGAGUCCCAUCUCCGUCCCCGGAGGCAGUGCUCUGAUUUCCAAUCUGGGCAAGGUGAUGUCUGUGGUGCAGACCAAGCCAGUUCAGACCUCCGCCGUCACGGGCCAGGCGUCCACAGGCCCGGUGACUCAGAUCAUCCAGACCAAAGGGCCCCUGCCAGCCGGGACCAUCCUGAAGCUGGUGACCUCCGCAGACGGCAAGCCCACCACCAUCAUCACGACCACGCAGGCCGGCGGGGCAGGCACGAAGCCCACCAUUCUUGGCAUCAGCAGCGUGUCCCCCAGCACCACGAAGCCGGGCACCACCACCAUCAUCAAGACCAUCCCCAUGUCAGCCAUCAUCACGCAGGCGGGCGCCACGGGUGUGACCAGCAGUCCUGGCAUCAAGUCGCCCAUCACCAUCAUCACCACCAAGGUGAUGACCUCCGGAACCGGAGCCCCCGCCAAGAUCAUCACUGCCGUGCCCAAGAUCGCCACCGGCCACGGGCAGCAAGGCGUGACCCAGGUGGUGCUGAAGGGCGCGCCGGGCCAGCCGGGCACCAUCCUCCGCACCGUGCCCAUGGGGGGCGUCCGCCUGGUCACCCCCGUCACCGUCUCCGCAGUCAAGCCGGCUGUCACCACAUUGGUUGUGAAGGGCACCACAGGCGUCACAACUCUGGGCACAGUGACAGGCACGGUCUCCACCAGCCUCGCCGGAGCCGGGGGCCACAGCACCAGCGCCUCCCUGGCCACGCCCAUCACCACCCUGGGCACCAUUGCCACUCUCUCGAGCCAGGUGAUCAACCCCACUGCCAUCACUGUGUCGGCGGCGCAGACCACGCUGACGGCGGCCGGCGGCCUCACCACGCCCACCAUCACCAUGCAGCCCGUCUCGCAGCCCACCCAGGUGACUCUGAUCACAGCCCCCAGCGGGGUCGAGGCCCAGCCCGUGCACGACCUCCCGGUGUCCAUCCUGGCCUCACCCACCACGGAACAGCCCACGGCCACCGUCACCAUUGCCGACUCGGGCCAGGGCGACGUGCAGCCUGGCACCGUGACCCUGGUGUGCUCCAACCCGCCCUGCGAGACCCACGAGACGGGCACCACCAACACGGCCACCACCACCGUCGUGGCUAACCUCGGGGGGCACCCCCAGCCCACCCAAGUGCAGUUCGUCUGUGACAGACAGGAGGCCGCCGCUUCUCUCGUGACCUCCGCGGUGGGGCAGCAGAAUGGCAGCGUGGUCCGAGUCUGCUCCAACCCGCCGUGCGAGACCCACGACACGGGCACCACCAACACGGCCACCACUGCCACCUCCAACAUGGCCGGGCAGCACGGCUGCGCCAACCCGCCCUGCGAGACCCACGAGACGGGCACCACCAGCACGGCCACCACCGCCAUGUCGGGCCUCGGGGCCGGCCAUCGGCGAGACGCCCGGUUGGCCUGUGCGGCCGGCACCGUGCCCGCCGCCGCGGUCCGGGUCGGCGUGGCAGCUGGCGCAGCUGCUGGCGCCGCAGAGGGCGCCCAGGGCGCCGUCAAGCCCUCGUGCCAAACCCGCCAGACCAGCGCCACCAGCACCACCAUGACUGUGAUGGCCACUGGGGCCCCGUGUCCUGCUGGUCCGCUCCUCCGACCCAGCCUGGCCCUGGAGGCCGGCGGGCACGGCACCACCCUGGUGCAAUUAGGCCCCGUGAGCGCCCAGGUCAGAGCCGGCAGCCUGGGCGGCGAGGACAGCCCCCUGGCCGGCCUGGGCUCGCUGGUGUCUGUGGGGCGCCCGCUGGAGGCACACCGCAGCCACACGACCAGCACCCCCGCUGCGGCCUGCACUGACCUGGGCGCUGGGGAGCCUGGCGAGGCGCAGGGCACCCCCGUGCUCGUGUACGAGAGCUCAGCCGGCCCCGCCGUGACUGCAACAGCUCUGGAGGCGCUGCUGUGCUCCUCGGCCGUCGUGACCCGGGUUUGCUCCAACCCGCCUUGCGAGACCCACGAGACGGGCACUACCCACACGCCCACCACCGCCACGUCGGGCGGGGGCGCGGGCCAACCAGAGGCUGGGCAGCAGCCCCCCGCCGGCCGCCCCUGCGAGACGCACCAGACCGCUUCCACUGGCACCACCAUGUCGGUCAGCGUGGGCGCCCUGCUCCCCGACGCCGUGCCCGCCCACAGGACCCCGGAGUCCGGCUUGGAGGGGGCACCGUCCCCCACGGUCACUCCCCAGGCCGCCGCUUCGUUGCUGGCUCCCUUCCCGACGCAGAGGGUCUGCUCCAACCCCCCCUGCGAGACCCACGAGACGGGCACCACACACACGGCCACCACCGUCACCUCCAACAUGAGCUCCAACCAAGAUCCCCCACCACCUGCCAGCGACCAGGGAGAGGUGGAGAGCACCCAGGGCGACAGCAUGAACAUCGCCAGUUCCAGUCCCAUUGCAACGACGGGGUCCUCCACGCUGACGCGGGCUGUGACCACCGUGACACAGUCCACACCGGCGCCCGGCCCUUCGGUGCCGAAGAUCUCAUCAGUGACUGAAACUACCCCAGGGGCUCUGACCACCGAAGUCCCCAUCCCGGCCACGAUAACAGUGACCAUAGCCAACACAGAAACUUCUGACAUGCCCUUCUCUGCUGUUGACAUCCUGCAGCCCCCAGAGGAGCUCCAGGCCUCGCCAGGGCCUCGCCAGCAGCUUCCGCCACGGCAACUCCUGCAGCCCGCCGCCACGCCCCUGAUGGGGGAGUCCGCCGAGGUGCUGUCUGCCUCCCAGACCCCUGAGCUCCAGGCCGCCGUGGAUCUGAGCAGUACAGGGGACCCGUCUUCAGGCCAGGAGCCUGCCACCUCGGCCGUGGUGGCCACUGUGGUGGUCCAGCCUCCCCCGCCCACGCAGUCCGAAGUAGACCAGUUGUCGCUUCCGCAAGAGCUGAUGGCCGAGGCGCAGGCGGGGACCACCACCCUCAUGGUAACGGGGCUCACCCCCGAGGAGCUGGCGGUGACUGCAGCUGCCGAGGCGGCCGCCCAGGCCGCGGCCACGGAGGAAGCCCAGGCCCUGGCCAUCCAGGCCGUGCUCCAGGCCGCACAGCAGGCCGUCAUGGCAGGCACCGGGGAGCCCAUGGACACAUCUGAGGCGGCGGCGGCGGUGACCCAGGCGGAGCUGAGCCACCUGUCGGCUGAGGGCCAGGAGGGUCAGGCCACCACCAUCCCCAUUGUGCUGACACAGCAGGAGCUGGCCGCCCUGGUGCAGCAGCAGCAGCUCCAGGAGGCGCAGGCCCAGCAGCAGCAGCACCACCUCCCCACCGAGGCCCUGGCCCCUGCCGACAGCCUCAACGACCCCACCAUCGAGAGCAACUGCCUCAACGAGCUGGCGGGGGCCGUCCCCAGCACCGUGGCCCUGCUGCCGCCCACGGCCACCGAGAGCCUGGCUCCAUCCAACACGUUUGUGGCCCCCCAGCCAGUCGUGGUCGCCAGUCCCGCGAAGCUGCAGGCCGCAGCUACCCUGACCGAGGUGGCCAACGGCAUUGAGCCCCUGGGCGUGAAGCCGGACCUACCACCCCCGCCCAGCAAAGCCCCCGUGAAGAAGGAGAACCAGUGGUUUGACGUGGGCGUCAUCAAGGGCACCAACGUGAUGGUGACGCACUAUUUCCUGCCACCCGAUGAUGCUGUGCCGUCGGACGACGACUCCGGCACUGUCCCCGACUACAACCAGCUGAAGAAGCAGGAGCUGCAGCCGGGCACUGCCUACAAGUUCCGAGUCGCCGGGAUCAACGCCUGCGGCCGGGGGCCGUUCAGCGAGAUCUCGGCCUUUAAGACGUGUCUGCCUGGCUUCCCGGGGGCCCCCUGUGCCAUCAAGAUCAGCAAAAGUCCCGAUGGAGCCCACCUGACCUGGGAGCCGCCCUCCGUGACCUCCGGCAAGAUCAUCGAGUACUCGGUGUACCUGGCCAUCCAGAGCUCGCAGGCCGGCGGCGAGCCCAAGAGCGCCGCCCCGGCCCAGCUGGCUUUCAUGCGGGUGUACUGCGGGCCCAGCCCCUCCUGCCUCGUGCAGUCCUCCAGCCUCUCCAACGCCCACAUCGACUACACCACCAAGCCCGCUAUCAUCUUCCGCAUCGCCGCCCGCAACGAGAAGGGCUACGGCCCUGCCACCCAAGUCAGGUGGUUGCAAGAAACCAGUAAAGACAGCUCCGGCACCAAGCCGGCCAGCAAGCGGCCCAUGUCCUCUCCGGAAAUGAAAUCCGCUCCAAAGAAGUCAAAGGCAGACGGUCCGUGAGAGGCCACCCGGCCCCGGAUUCCUCGCUGGCCCCUCCUGCUUCGGGAACGCCACCCGCCAGGGCCUGCCCGUCACCCACCCAGCGCUCGCCUCACCCUCUCGAGCCCUGGCUGCCCUUCUCCCUCCCUCCCUCUCUCUCUCUCUGUUUUUAAAAUGAUCUCAAGAAAGCACAUUUUACCGUGGCCGUGGGAGGAGGCGGAGGCGGGAAGAGCAGACGCCCUCAGAGGGCGGGACCGAGAAACUCGAAGGACGAAGGACACGCACAGGACACGGCAGGCGCCUCCGGAGCCUGCAGGCCUCUUGCUGUUCGUGACCCUUGGAUCCGGGGAGCGGCCAAGGCCCGAGGUGGGGGGGGGGGGCCUGGAAGCUGAGGAUGGGCGCCCCCAGCACCCUCCCGCCUCUGCUGCGAGAGGCUUUUCGGGGCAGCCAGCACCGGGUGUCUCUCUGGUCCGGCAUCUUUCUCUGUUGGCUGAGGUCCCACCACCAAGCGGCCGCCCCUGCCCAGCAGUCCCCGGGAAGCUGACGCCUUUGCUCAGAGGCCUUCGUGCUCCCCCUUUUCCUCUGCCCUCUUCUUCCCCAUUUAAAGAGAGAGAGAGAGAGAGAGAGAAGAAAAAGAAGGAGGUGGCGAAGGAGCCCCGCGGGGCCGAGCCGUGUUCUGUGAAAGCCCCCGGCCCCCGGCGCUGAGCCGCCCGCACCCAGCCUGGCCUCGGCCGCAUCACCAACUGCUGCAUUUGUUGUAUUUUUUUAAGUUGAAAUUGAUGAAGUUAACAUUUUUAUUGUAAUUUUAGCCUUAGCGUGUGGGGUUUUGUCCCUUUUUUUGUUGUUGUCGUUAGCUGUGUACAGAAUGUGUAUCUUUUUUUUCUUCCAUUUUUUUUCUCCUUGGCUAAGCCUUGGCAGGGAUCUUUCUGGAGGAGAAGCUGGUGGCAGCCAGGCCAGGAGAGGCACGGAACCUCCCCUGUGGCUCUGGUGUGUGCCGCCCAGCCGCUUUGUUCUGGUGGGCCCUGCCCUCUGCCCCUUUGCCUGUCCCCGGGCCUCUGGGACGAAGGAGGGCGCUUGCUCCACACCCGGAGCCCUGAGCUGGAGAGGCCGCCGGAGCCCGAAGCCGGAUGUCUGAGGAGGAUGGGCCCGAGGUGGGGGCCGGGGCCUGGUCCCCAGGCCUGGGUCAUAGCGCACUCCCUGGCUCCUAUGACCGGCUUAGAGCAUGUGACACCCAUGGCUGCGGCUUCCUGCAGCCACCCCCUCACGGCAAAGCUGGUGCGGGACGGAGGGGCCUCGGCCUCAGAGGCGGCCUGGGAGGGCCGGUGGUGUGGUGCCACCCAUUCUAUGAAUUUGCAGUGCGGUCCCCAAGCUGGGGCCAGACUUGGCCGGGGGGGGGGGGGGGCUUGGGGCUCUGCUUGGAGUGGCUAGCAAGGCAGCUUUCUGCCCCAAGCCCAAGCUUUGGGCAAGGAGCCAGGCUUGCGAGCAGGUCGCACAGAAGAAAGAAUUUAAAACGAGCAGCCGAUAUUUUCAAAACCCGUUUCUCUGCCCUGGAGAUGCAGUUGUGGCUGGAGGGACCCCAGCCUCUUCAAGCCCCCACCCCAGCCCACGCCCUCUGGGGCCUCUGGUUGGUUGUAUUAUAGUAUAUUUCGCUGUGGAAAAAUGUCACGUUUAGUCACCUUGGAGCCCGCUCGCCUGGUCCCGUCGUUUUCCUGUCCCUUUGAUCUCUCGUUCAUCUAUUGUAGAGUAACCCCUGUGACUCAAUAUUACCAUAGUGCGAUGUCGUUUUGUGCUAUUUUGAACAAUUAAAAAGACUUUUUUUGAAAUAA
Phacochoerus africanus (Common warthog) is the source of this 9008-nucleotide messenger RNA. It is a transcript of the gene HCFC1, whose product is annotated as host cell factor C1. Gene Ontology annotation, molecular function: protein binding; transcription coactivator activity. The record is from RefSeq and is a predicted model, not a curated record. The transcript is spliced from 26 exons. Gene Ontology annotation, biological process: regulation of DNA-templated transcription; chromatin remodeling. NCBI's taxonomy places the organism in Eukaryota, Metazoa, Chordata, Mammalia, Artiodactyla, Suidae. Bases 979 to 7203 code for a protein of 2074 amino acids. Gene Ontology annotation, cellular component: histone methyltransferase complex.